AUGCUUAGGAAGAGUCUGGUGGGCACUUUCCGUGGUACAACACGGUGUCUUGCAAAUCUCCAUGCGAGCGAAAUAUCAACACCAGAUCGAGCUACAGUUAAUUCAAAGAACAAGAAGGAGCUCAAAUCACCACUUUGUGUUGAGUUGAUAAGUAAAAUGUCUUCCCAGGGAUACUUUCCCAUGUCACAGUUUGUCAAGGAAUGUCUGACGCACCCACAACACGGAUAUUACUCUGCCAAGAAGCACGUUAUUGGUAGUGAAAAGGCAGAUUUUAUCACCGCAGCGGAAAUACCCUUCUUUGGUGAUGUUAUUUCCGCUUGGAUUAUGGACGCAUGGCAGAAAAUGGGGACACCACGUGUUCUUCACCUGGUUGAGCUUGGUCCGGGUAAGGGAACACUUAUGAAAACCAUGUUGAAGCAGAUAAAAUACUCCAAUCCUCAUUUACUUCAUUUUUUGCAGAUUCACCUUGUUGAGGUUGGAGCAGCUCGCAUGGAAGAGCAGAAGAAUUCACUUGCCGAGUUUCAAACCGCACAAAAACGGAUAAAAUGGUGGAUGAAUCUGGAGUCAAUUCCGUAUACAUUGGAGCCAACUAUAUUCAUAGCCAAUGAGUACUUUGACGCCCUUCCAGUCGCCCAAUUUCGCUACACGGAGCGGGGAUGGGUAGAGACAUGUCUAGAGGUUGAUGAAGAUCCCGCGAAUGAAGCACAUUUUCAUAUGGUACACGCCCCCUCUGGUUCGUUCUCAGCCUAUCUUAUACCUAAUGAUGUACGCACUAACGGGAAACUCGGUGACUGUAUUGAAGUUAACGCAGUUGGUAUGCAAACUAUGGAAUUGAUUAUGAAAAAAAUGGUUGAAUGCCAAAAAGCAGCGUUUCUUAUCAUCGAUUACGGGAAAGAUGAGCAUAUGCACAGUACAUUAAGAGGAAUACGUGGACAUAAGUUUGUGGAUCCUUUGCUUUCACCUGGUGAGGUCGACCUUUCGUCAUGGGUUAGCUUCAAGCAGUUACGAUGGGCAUUGGAACGCUUGGAAACAGCUAGACAACACUUAAAAUGGUUUCCUUUAAUGACUCAACGCGAGUUUCUUCAGUGGGGUGGAAUUGAUAUAAGACUUGCGCAUGUCAUUAAGGACGAAGAGACGAAGAGCGCCAUGAAAAUAUUACAAAACUAUCGAAGACUUAUGGACAAGGAAGAAAUGGGUGAAAGUUACAAAGUGUUUGUUGCACAGACGAGAAAUUUUCCGAACGUCUCACCAUUUUUCGAGGAGAUGCCUUUGCCUCCGUUGACGACCGGGAGUUAG
This is a messenger RNA of Trypanosoma grayi, 1296 nucleotides long. RefSeq lists its product as hypothetical. Lineage: Eukaryota; Euglenozoa; Kinetoplastea; Trypanosomatida; Trypanosomatidae. Gene Ontology annotation, molecular function: protein-arginine omega-N symmetric methyltransferase activity. Bases 1 to 1296 code for a protein of 431 amino acids. Gene Ontology annotation, biological process: mitochondrial respiratory chain complex I assembly. The record is from RefSeq and is a predicted model, not a curated record. Gene Ontology annotation, cellular component: mitochondrion. The transcript has a single exon.